This is a messenger RNA of Drosophila rhopaloa, 3114 nucleotides long. Its product is annotated as FAST kinase domain-containing protein 1, mitochondrial. The transcript is spliced from 5 exons. NCBI's taxonomy places the organism in Eukaryota, Metazoa, Arthropoda, Insecta, Diptera, Drosophilidae. The record is from RefSeq and is a predicted model, not a curated record. Gene Ontology annotation, cellular component: ribonucleoprotein granule; mitochondrial matrix. Gene Ontology annotation, molecular function: RNA binding. Gene Ontology annotation, biological process: mitochondrial RNA processing; regulation of mitochondrial mRNA stability. The coding region runs from base 355 to 3039 and encodes 894 amino acids.
UUUCUGUAUUCUAGAAACAUUUCAAACACUAAAUCAUACAGUUUUAUUUACAAGUUAUGUUAGUAUUUUAAUAAUAUUUUAUAAAAAUGCAGCCCUCGGACAGUAAUGCACUAAGAGGCAAAUGUUAAUGUAUUCUUAAAAUACAAUAUAUUAAUUUGAACUAAUGUGGAGAUACAAUAAAUUUCUCUUACGCGCGAACCUAUUUAAAUCAUCUGGUACCAAGACUUUUAGUUGGAUUAAACUUGGCUACCUUGCAACACUGCGACCAGCUGUUUUCCAAACUCCUUCACAUGUUUAUAAGGCGCAAUUUUGUUAUUAUUUAACGUUUUCUGAAUGAGCCAUAGAUAAACCACGAUGUAUCUGAACUAUCUACCGCGGGCGCAAUGGAAGUACCUGCAAUACCUUUUGCAAGUGCGUCAGCUUCAGCUCCUGAGAAGGCAUGUAAGCAUUGGCGAAAGACCGCCCAUACAAACAGCGACCUUGCUGCCGGUAAGAAGACGCUUGCACCUUAUAAAUGGAGAUCUCCAGGAAAAAUUCGACGAAGUACGGGAUCAGGAUUCUCUUCUCACCAGGUUGAAGGAGGCUAAGACGACUGACAAGCUUCUGAAACUGCUGGAAACCAGUGACAGCUUGCAGGGCUUCCAUGCGGCGGAGGGAAUCUCCCUGCUGUGGCAGGCCUAUCAAGGCAUGGAUCAGCAAGAAAAAGAUGCCAUCACAGAACGAGUGCUAAAGGAAGCGCUGCCGAUACUGGGUCCUCAUGUAGACCAUCUGGACGUCAACGAUCUCAGCCGAUGCUACCUGUAUCUGCGCAAAAUGCACAUACAAAAUUGCGAACCGACCGUGGAAGCUGUGCUAACGAGAGCUCUUUAUUUGAUCGAGAGUCAAGUGCAUGGUCAGGUCAUCCCCUUGACGGCUUUGUCCCGCCUAUCGGUGGGAAUAAACUUGGAACGCGACUUUUUUACCCCACUCGUUUGUAAGAACUUUGUCCCCCACCUGGAGCAACACAUAAGUCUAUGCCACAGUGAAGAACAGGUGCGUCUUCUGUCCACGUGCCUCUUUCAGCUGCACUUUCUAAUCGACGAGGAGCUGCUCUUGCACUUUAAGCAGCGAUUGGGUAAACUGCUGGAAAGCGGCGUUUUAAGCAGCAAAACCCCAAAGGCUCUUCUUAAGGUGCUCCACAUGCUAAAUAUUCCAUGGUGGUCACAGCAUCACACCCAAUUGAUUCGGAAGGUCAUGCUGGCUUUGCGACCCUGCAUUCACCAGAUGGAGUCCGGAGACCUAAAGAGCAUGUGCCGCGCAUUUCUGCAUCAUCAGGAGCCUGCUGCACUAAUGGAGCCGCUCAAGAAAGCCACGGAGAAGCUGCUGCAGGAUGAAAGCACGGUUGACGCCCUCUCAUGCGCCGUUCCUUUUGCCACGCCGCUGCAAAGGGAUAAAAAUACGCAGCUUUUUCGGGAGCUAUUGUACUCCGAGAACGCCUGGCUGCUUCCUAAUGCGAGCGGACACUUUUUCAGUGUUCUUCGAGCAUUGAAAAUCUCCGACUUAAGAUUCUGCAACACAUACUGGUCGGGUGUUAUUCGGGAACUGGAUUCCUGCCGGGAGGAGCAGACGCACCUCCGGUUUUUGAGACAUUGCCAGCGCUACAUGAACUUCAAUAAUAACCUGGGAGGAACCUAUCGUCAUUUGGAACUGGAAAGAAAGUUGAGUCGCAUGUGCAUGAGUGCCGUGGAGAAGGACAUAGCGGGCAGGCUGCCGACGAAGUUCGCACGCCUCGCAGCGUUUGUACUGGCCUACGGACAGACUCCGUUAGCCUGGAAAAAGUUCCCCAACAUUCUGCUUAGCAAGAUGCUCGCCAUGGCUCCUCAGUUUGCCAUCCAGGAUUGCUUUCUUCUCAGUCGAGGAAUGCAAAUAGCUUGCGAACUAAGGUUUCGCCAGCAUCUUCCGUCACUUGCUGCCAUGCAGCUGUCCACCAUGGAUAGCAUUCUCAUCAGCUGUGCGGAGAGACACUUGGCCAAUGUCGAAAAGGAUCCGCUGAACGCAAGUGAACUAAGCAUGAUUGUAAGAACACUAAGUCAUCGGAAGACUCUUAAAAAUACGAUGGCUUACAACGGAGCCCUGUUGCAGUAUAAAAACCUUCACUGCAAAGAUCUCAGUUCCCGGGUAGUUCGGGACAUGGCGUACAACUUUAACGCAUCGCAUUUCUUUGUCCCCGAGCUUUUGGAGUCCAUGUUCGGCUACAUUUCCGAACAGCAUGCUCACAUUACCGGCGACACAGUAGAGAAGGUCUUAACCUGUUCCUAUAAUUUAGGGUAUACGCCUUCCUCUCUUGAAGUUUUAAACCAUGCAUCUGGAGUAUUAAUAAGAGACUUUGAACAGAUGAGUGGUUUGUCGAUUGUACAGGCAUGUCUAGCAUUGUGCUUCUACAAAUCAAUACCUGAGCAGCUGAUCAAUCAAGUAUUUUGCGUGAAGUUCAUUCAGCGUAUUGAGGAGGAAAUUCAGGUUUGCUACUCAAAGGCAACUUAUCCGGAGCGGGUCCUUAACCUAGUCAUGCAGCUAAAUCGCACUGUAUGCCUGGAUUUUCCCGAGGCGAAUGUACCCUGGUUUCAGCAGAAUUACAUAGAGGCUCAGAAAAGCAAAAAGUCCUUGCUUCCUAGUGGGUCCAUUGUAGAAGUUAAGCAGAUGCUGCAGAAUAUUUUUCAGAAUGAUAAUCACUUUCGUUGCAAUCACACGACUCCUUACGGCUACCAAAUAGACUUUGUGAUACAUUUCGAUCGAAAUAGAAAACCCGUCCCAGCACCUCCCGUGGAGGCGACGAUGUUGGAUCGUAUAACGAAGGUGGCUAUACUACUGCUUAAAUUUGACUCAUUUUGCGAGAACGAUCUGACUGCCCUGCGGGGUCCUGAAUCUUUGAAGAUGAGACAUCUAGAAAUGAUGGGUUACAAGGUAAUGCAAAUCAACGAACACGACUGGAACUCCAAGUAUAUGGCAUCGUCUGCAGCCAAGGCCAACUACCUUAAGUGCUUGUUAAAAAUUUGCCAUUAGAUUUCGUGUUUGUACGUUUAUUUUAAUUUUCAAAAGUUUAUUAGAUUUAUAGUAAACAAAUUCGGAUAUUGUAAA